This is a messenger RNA of Paraphaeosphaeria sporulosa, 1202 nucleotides long. RefSeq lists its product as uncharacterized. Bases 199 to 1068 code for a protein of 289 amino acids. The transcript has a single exon. Lineage: Eukaryota; Fungi; Ascomycota; Dothideomycetes; Pleosporales; Didymosphaeriaceae. The record is from RefSeq and is a predicted model, not a curated record.
UUUCUGAUUAUCUUUGCUGACUCCUAAAAAGCUCCAUCGCAGGAUUCGCCAGCAUCGCGACGUUUAAAGACUUUGCGGCCGAGUACGGCGAAACCUUGCGCUCCAGCAUCGACUCCUGGUCAAACACAACCUUCAACGGCGACAAAGACGCGUCAAAUUACACCUUCAUGUAAGCCACCGCUUCCUUACUCCCAUGCAAUGAUGCUCACCCACCACAGCGACUAUUUCAAGGGCGGCGCCAUGGUCGACCACUCCUUCCUUCCCUCCGCUACCCAAAUCGAAGCCUUCUACAAAAAACAGCUCUUCUCCAUCAUCAUCAAUUCCCAAUGGCGCAAACGCAAGAUCUGGACCACCUUCCAUGCAACCAACGACACCUCCGACGCCUCCGGCCCCAAUCAAACACGAUACUACUCCCCGACCGACGGUGGUGUCUACUACACCUACGCAUACCACGAAUCCGGCAUCCUGAAGGGCUUCCUCGAAGCCCCCACCGGCCUCGACCACCUCAACGAGUCCACGUGGGACAUCUCCGGCACAGAUAUAUCCAAGUCCUCUGCAGCGUCCUUCCGCACCGCACGCUUCAACUUCACCGAACCCAUGGCGCACGACGCACUCGCUUCCGCCGUCGCCUCAAACGGCACAUCCUCCCCCUGGGCCGACGGCGCAGGCUGGGUCGGCACCUGGACGCUCCCUGUCUGCGUACUCCCACCGGACUACAACUGGAAUACCCAGUACGCCGACACGUCCUCGCGGUACGGCAUGCUGCCGUGCUGCUGCGGCGAGAAGUGCAAGGACACCAAGGACUUUGUGGCCGCGGCGAAUCUCGUUGGGUUUCAGACACUCCUGUACGCGUGCGAGGCGCAGCUGCGGGGGACGGAGAUUGAGUUUGCGAGUGUGGACUAUGGGUUUGGGAAGAAGACCGGGCCAGCGGCGUUGCCCUAUUUUUGGGCGACGCUAGGGACGGGGAAGAAGGCGGGGUUGGCGAUUGGGAUGGUUGUGGGCGGGUUGGUUGUGCUUGUGCUGCUUUUCGUGUGUGUGGGGUCGUGUUGUGCGAGUUGUUUUAGCUGAGUUUGGCAAAUGGGGGUUCGUGAUGGUGUUGUGUUUCUUUGGUUAGUAUAUACCCACUACUGUAAUGGUGUUGUGUACGAAUGUCUAUUUCUUGCCCUACGUUUCUUCGAAGGCGUCCAUGCAAGCUGAGGUUG